Molecule: messenger RNA, 2378 nt
Organism: Dicentrarchus labrax (European seabass)
Lineage: Eukaryota; Metazoa; Chordata; Actinopteri; Moronidae
Product: myelin-oligodendrocyte glycoprotein-like
Exons: 7
Coding region: 162-914 (250 amino acids)
Biological process (GO): T cell costimulation; cell surface receptor signaling pathway; cellular response to lipopolysaccharide
Cellular component (GO): external side of plasma membrane
Source: RefSeq, a predicted model, not a curated record
GAAGACAUUGUGCAACCUCCUGCAUCCCGAGGGAAAGAGAAAGUUACAUUCCCCCAAAGCUCCCAACCAACAAACGGACUGUAUUUGAUUCUAUUUGUGUCUUUGUUAUCUUUCACAAAGUUCUACAGUCUGUCUGUCUGUCCGUUCUUCCAGCGACCGAGAUGAAAUCCAUCCUUCUGGUUUUACUGUCCUCUGUCGCUCUGAACUUCACAGGAAACUGUGAUGUGAUUGGCUCAACUCAAACCGUUAAAGUAAAGGUCAAUGAUGUCGCCAUCCUGCCAUGCUUCAGCACAUCCAACAUGACAAAUGCAAUAGUAAAGUGGAAACAAGAGCAGAGCAAUAAAAAAUAUGUUCACUUUUAUCGAAGUGGGGAUGACAAUGUAGAUGAUCAGGAUGAGAACUUCAGAGGUAGAACAUCUCUCUCCCGUAAAGAAAUGAGCGGAGGAAACGUUUCACUAAAACUGACCAACGUAACUGAACUGGAUGCUGGAAAUUACACCUGCGAUGCUCGUGUUGAAACAUCGCCUGAAACAGUUCAACACAGAAAAUGCAAUGUCACCCUCAUUGUUGAGCCAGAAAAGGACCCUGCAGUUGAUAGAAAACAAGUAAGAGUCCCCGGCACAACACAGAAACGAGACCAUGGUACAACUGUUGGCAUCUGCGUUAUAAUAUUUAUAAUAGUUAUUCUUGCAAUUAUAUUACUUGCUGCCGUCUUUUUCAUCUGGAGGAAAUGUAAAAAUACCAUUUUAGGACUAUUGUCACAGCUGUUGCCAUCAUCUUCCAGCUCUGACAGUGACACCAACUGUACGCGUAAAAAACAAAAAAGAAGAAGACGCAACAGACAAAGAAACAACAAAAAGAAGAAUCUUGACACAAGUUUACACAUGGGAAGCACCAGUGACACGAGUACCUGAGCAGGUUCAUUCAACACGUACCUCCAGUCAAACAUCCUUCCUCAGAAAUAGAUUGUACAUUAAGCACAGAUCCUUUUAACCCUUAAAUGCAUGUCUUAAGCAACCAGUGAGUAAAUUAAACCCUGUCUAAUCAAAACUAAAAGAUUGUUUAAUGUUUGAAGUUUUAUGUGUCAAAAUGUUAGAAAUGGUUUUCUAAUGUUUUUUUCUAAAAAAGUUCAUGGGGUCAUUCGUGACUCAAGGUACUUCUAGUGCAGUAAAAUGUUCCCUGUCAAUGUUUUACUAUUAUAUAUAAUGUUUUGGAUUAAUGUCUUUGUUGCAUUUUACUGUUGUAGAUGUUUAAGCUAACUUUAACUACUUUAUAUGCAACAAUGCACCAUUGAGACAGUGUAGCAACAAAACUUCACCUCUUUGUUUCUGUCAACUUUCUGUAGUGCAGCCUCAUGCUGGCUCAUCAGGGAUUCAGCUAAAUCUUCCAACUGCAGUCCAAGUACCUCAGGCACUUGCACUUGAUGGCCUGAGGCGAACUACGGCUGAGACUAACCUUUCUGCAACCUGCAGUAAAGAUACUGACAGAGAAACGCCCACAAUCUAUUCAUUGACCUUCAGUACAAUAUUUUGAAUGAGCAGUUGGACAUGAAUAUUGACCCCUGCAUAGCCACUGGAGCUUCCUGUAAAGAAAGCCCUUGCCCUUUGAUCCUGAGAACAGGUGCCCCCUAAGUUUGCAUCCUCUCACUCUGGCUUUUGUCCCUUCUUACAAACCACUUUACAUCCCACUACAGCUCAGCUAACAUUCUUAAAUAUGCAGCCGACACAACCAUAAUCGGACUCAUAACCUACAACAACAAAGACCAAUACCUUGAACAAGUAGCCACUUAGUGCCUUGCUAACAACCUUCUGCUCAACACAUCCAAAACACAUGAAGUCAUUAUAGAUAUCAGGCCUAGCCUCCUCCCCAAAACCACCAUUAUUUUCACAGGUGAACCCAUAACCAUCACAGACACAUUCAAAUUAUUAUAUAUCAGCAUCACACUCAAAUGGAAUGUCAAAACAGAAAAACAUACUCACCUCAUUCAGAACAGUUUGGUACGGUCGCACAGACAGCCACAUGCAUUCAGUAAAUCAUCUAAGACUAUUGGCACCCACCACCCAUCUGUUGAACCACUAACACACAGUAAAAAGAGCUGAACAGAUCAUCUCUGACCCCUUUUACCCUGCCCUCCAGGAGGCCCUAAAGGUCCCUGCCAACCAAAUAAUGCAGUUUUUUCCACCACUGCAAUAAGAUCUCUCACUGAUCCUGACAAAUGAGCCUGCACUUAAAACCUAAAAUCCUGUAAAUAUUGUCCUGUCUGUCUAUGUUUGAUAUUACUUGACACUGUUGCAUUGAGCCUACCUACCAUCCUGUACCCAAAGCAAAUUCCAUUGACAUUGGUUUUGUGGUCAUUAAUAAAUGAAUGAUUGAUUGAA